This is a messenger RNA of Camelus dromedarius (Arabian camel), 4455 nucleotides long. RefSeq names its product BOC cell adhesion associated, oncogene regulated (gene BOC). Gene Ontology annotation, molecular function: protein binding. The transcript is spliced from 20 exons. The record is from RefSeq and is a predicted model, not a curated record. Gene Ontology annotation, biological process: cell-cell adhesion; axon guidance. Bases 615 to 3965 code for a protein of 1116 amino acids. Lineage: Eukaryota; Metazoa; Chordata; Mammalia; Artiodactyla; Camelidae. Gene Ontology annotation, cellular component: axon.
CGAGUUCAGUCAUCCAAAAAAGCUUCUUCCAUAUGGAGGGACCGGGUGCGCAGGGCGCGGCGUCCCCUGCCUUGUCCUACUGCUGCCGCCGCCACGGGCCCGGCUCCCUGCCGCUGGCACCCUGAGCCCCGGCCCGCGGGUGUCAGCCGCCGCGCGCGCGCGCGCGCACGCACACUCACACUCACACACACACACACACACACUCACGCCCGCUGCAGCCACAAGCGCCCGCACGCGCCUUCCCUCCCCGGCCGGCCACUUCUUGGUCCCGGUCUCCUUUGUUGCUCCCGCUGCGGCCACUCUCCCGUUUUGUGUGUCCCCGGGUGUCAGUGCGGGUUGUGUGUCCGUGCGGCGCGGGGCUGUGCGGUUCUCUCCGCGCCCACCGCGCUGGCCCCAGGGCCCCGGCUCGCCCGUCCCAGGAACCGGCUGCAUCAGAGGCCCAGAACAAGCUUCCUGCAUCCCAUGACCCAUGAAGUCUUGUCAACAUCCACACAGCCUGAGGGUCUCGGCGAUGGAGUAGAAGAAGUAGCAGAGUGUGGCAGGAGAUUGCAGUACCUCAUUGAGUGACUCCAGUGGCUUAUGGGUCUUUGGCUUUGGACCCUCUGUGACACACCAUGCUGCGUGGGAUGAUGACGACGCAGAGAGGACAGAGGCCUGGAAUCAUACUUGCUUGCCUCCUCCUGGCCACAGCGGGCUGCUUCGCCGACCUGAACGCAGUCCCUCAGGUCACUGUCCAGCCUUCUUCCACCGUCCAGAAGCUCGGGGGGACUGUGAUCCUGGGCUGCGUGGUGGAACCGCCCUGGAUGAACACCACCUGGCGCCUGAAUGGGAGGGAGCUGAACAGCUCGGAUGACGCCCUGGGCAUCCUCAUCACCCGUGGGACCCUCGUCAUCACCACCCUCGACAACCACACCGUGGGACGGUACCAGUGUGUGGCCCGGAUGCCUGCAGGGGCUGUGGCCAGCGUGCCAGCCAGCGUGACACUAGCCAAUCUCCAGGACUUUAAGUUAGACGUGCAGCACGUGAUUGAAGUCGACGAGGGGAACACGGCGGUCAUUGCCUGCCACCUUCCUGAGAGCCACCCGAAAGCCCAGGUCCGAUACAGCGUCAAACAGGAGUGGCUGGAGGCCUCCAGAGAUAACUACCUGAUCAUGCCAUCGGGGAACCUGCAGAUUGUGAACGCCAGCCAGGAGGACGAGGGGAUGUACAAGUGUGCCGCCUACAACCCAGUGACGCAGGAAGUGAAAACCUCGGGCUCCAGCGACAGGCUGCGCGUGCGCCGCUCCACUGCUGAGGCUGCCCGCAUCAUCUACCCCCCCGAGGCCCAGACCAUCGUUGUCACCAAAGGCCAGAGUCUCAUCCUGGAGUGUGUGGCCAGUGGGAUCCCACCCCCGAGGGUCACCUGGGCCAAGGAUGGGUCCAGUGUCGCCAGCUACAACAAGACACGCUUCCUGCUGAGCAACCUCCUCAUCGACACCACCAGCGAGGAGGACUCGGGGACCUAUCGCUGCAUGGCAGACAACGGGGUCGGGGAGCCUGGGGCUGCGGUCAUCCUCUACAACGUCCAAGUGUUUGAACCCCCUGAGGUCACCAUGGAGCUGUCCCAGCUGGUCAUCCCGUGGGGCCAGAGCGCCAAGCUCACCUGUGAGGUGCGCGGGAACCCCCCUCCGACCGUGCUGUGGCUGAGGAACGCUGUGCCCCUCACCUCCAGCCAGCGCCUCCGACUGUCCCGUCGGGCCCUGCGGGUGGUCAGCAUGGGGCCUGAGGACGAAGGCGUCUACCAGUGCAUGGCUGAGAAUGAGGUUGGGAGUGCCCACGCCGUGGUCCAGCUGAGGACCACCAGGCCAGGCACCACCCUGAGGCCAUGGCGGGAUGCUCAGCCAGACACCACCACACCUCGCACGCCACCCUCCAGACCUGGAAGCCCUGACCAGAUGCUGAAGGGCCACCCGGGGCCCCUGAGGCCCCCGGUGUUGGUGCAGCCGGCUUCCACACAGUGCCCCGGAGAGCAGGGGCAGGUGGCUCCAGCCGAGGCGCCCGUCAUCCUCAGCUCGCCCCGCACCUCCAAGACUGACUCAUAUGAGCUGGUGUGGCGGCCCCGGCAUGAGGGCGGCAGCCGGGCGCCCAUCCUCUACUAUGUGGUGAAACACCGCAAGCAGGUCACAAACUCCUCUGACGAAUGGACCAUCUCUGGCAUCCCAGCCAGCCAGCACCGCCUGACCCUCACCAGACUCGACCCUGGGAGCUUGUAUGAGGUGGAGAUGGCAGCUUACAACUGUGCAGGUGAAGGCCAGACGGCCAUGGUCACCUUCCGAACUGGACGGCGGCCCAAACCCGAAAUCAUAGCCAGCAAGGAGCAGCAGAUCCAGAGAGAUGACCCUGGAGCCGGCCCCCAGAGCAGCAGCCAGCUGGACCAUGGCCGCCUGUCCCCCCCAGAAGCUCCAGACAGGCCCACGAUCUCCAUGGCCUCUGAGACUUCAGUGUAUGUGACCUGGAUUCCCCGUGGGAAUGGUGGCUUCCCAAUCCAGUCCUUCCGCGUGGAGUACAAGAAGCUAAAGAAAGUGGGGGACUGGAUUCUGGCCACCAGCGCCAUCCCGCCCUCCCGGCUCUCGGUGGAGAUCACCGGCCUGGAGAAAGGCACGUCCUACAAGUUCCGAGUCCGCGCUCUGAACAUGCUGGGGGAGAGCGAGCCCAGCGCCCCCUCCCGGCCCUACGUGGUGUCGGGCUACAGCAGCCGCGUGUACGAGCGGCCCGUGGCCGGCCCUUACAUCACCUUCACCGACGCCGUCAACGAGACCACCAUCAUGCUCAAGUGGAUGUACAUUCCAGCAAGUAACAACAACACCCCAAUCCAUGGCUUUUAUAUCUAUUACCGGCCCACAGACAGCGACAAUGACAGUGACUACAAGAAGGACAUGGUGGAAGGGGACAGAUACUGGCACUCCAUCAGCCACCUGCAGCCGGAGACCUCCUACGACAUUAAGAUGCAGUGCUUCAACGAAGGCGGGGAGAGCGAGUUCAGCAACGUGAUGAUCUGUGAAACCAAAGCUCGGAAGUUUUCUGGUCAGCCUGGGCGACUCCCACCCCCAACUCUGGCCCCACCUCAGCCACUGCCCCCUGAAACCAUGGAGCGGCCAGUGGGCACCGGGGCCAUGGUGGCCCGCUCCAGCGACCUGCCCUACCUGAUUGUCGGGGUCGUCCUGGGCUCCCUUGUCCUCAUCAUCGUCGCCUUCAUCCCCUUCUGCUUGUGGAGGGCCUGGUCUAAGCAAAAACAUACAACAGAUCUGGGUUUUCCGCGAAGUGCCCUUCUGUCCCCCUCCUGCCAGUACACUAUGGUACCACUGGGAGGGCUCCCCGGCCACCGAGCCAGUGGGCAGCCCUACCUCAGUGGCACCAGUGGGCGGGCCUUUGCCAGCGGCGUCCGUGUGAACAGGGCCUGCCCUGCGGCUGCCGCGGGCUACGGGGGCCUGAAGUCUCAGCUGCACUGCCCAGGGGAGCUCCAGCAGCAGGAGGACCCCGCCAGCGUGCUGCGGCAGACCGUUCUCGGCAGUGGACCUGACCCCCGCGGGCACCGGAGUCCCAGGGGUCCCGCAUCCAGCCUGGACGAGGGCACCUUCUUGUACACACUGCCCGAUGACUCAACGCACCAGCUGCUCCCGCCCCACCAGGACUGCCACCACCUCCAGGAGCAGCCUGCAGCCGUGGGCCAGCCAGGCGUCAGGAGUGUCCCCCAGAGUCCUGGGCUGGAAGCGACAUGGGACCCUCUUUUUCACCCAGGGCCGCCGUGCUGCUUGGGCCUCGUCCCGGUUGAAGAGGUGGACAGUCCUGACUCCUGCCCAGCGGGCAGAGGAGACUGGUUUCCCCAGCACCCCACGGGGGCCUACGGAGGGCAGGAACGUGGGAGGCGGCUCUCCCCCAGCCCACCGGUGCCCGUGGCUUUUGAAACACCACCUCCUACAAUUUAGGCAGAAGCCGCUAUCCCAGAAAGACUAUAUAUAUAGUGUUAUUUGUUUUGUUUUUUUUUCAAAGAAGAAAGUGGUAUUUAUUUUUCUAUAAUAGCCAUAUUUAUAUAUUUAUGCACUUGUAAAUAAAUGUAUAUGUGUUUGUAUACUUCUGGAGCAACAUAGGGAAUCCUGCCCACUGGGGCAGGAGAGGGAAAACAAAGAAGCAACGACCAAACAGGUGUCAACUGGGAAAGAGCAACACCCACUGAGGCGGCAGCUGCCCGGGAGGCUGCGGGGGCGCCCAUGGAGGGAGGCUCCUCGGCACGCCGACCAGUGACCGGGAGGAAAAGGCCAGGGCUGCGAGAAGCCUUUUCAGACGAUGCCCGUGAGUCUAAGAUGUGUAUAGUCCUAUAAGCAUUAACAGGUCUUCCAGAAUCAGUAAUCUGCGGCAACAUAUCUCUGUACAAAUAAACACUGUAACGUCUAAAUAAAUGUCUAGUCUCCCUUGUAA